UCUUGACCUCUCGAGGGAGGGAGGUCCAAAGCCAGGGAGCAGCCAUCAAGAAGGCCUUCUCCCUUGUUCCCAUCAAACAAGCCUGAGAAGGGCCUCCCAUGAUGAUCUUAAAAUGCACUCGUAUAGGGAAAUAUGGUCCUUCAAAUAGCCUGGAUCAAAGCCAUAUAUGGCUUUAUGGGUCAAAACCAGCACUUUGAAUUGUGCUCGGAAGCAGGCUAAGCUGUGGCAACAAGAGACUUGUAUGUCCCAGUUAACAAUCUCCCUGCAGUUGUUUGGGCCAACUGAAGUUUCUGAGCACUUUUCAAAGGAAGCACCAUGUAGAGCGCAUUAGAGAAAUCCAAACGGGAUGUAACCAAGGAAUGCACAACUGUGGGCAGAUCCAACUUCUCCAGGAACAGGCUGAGGCAUCACUGGGGUGGUAGGGUGGGGGGUGGAUGAACUGCACCAGGUAAAACCUUCUGGGGCCCACACAACCAGAUCCCAUGCAGUCAUGGCCAUAUGGGACUCAAAAGACCAGGGGGUUCUGAGAGGGCUGAGUGCACCCCCACCUCGCUGCUGCGAUGCCAUUCUAUGCACUGUGGCAGCAAGUUGGGGGAGUGCUCUUUUGGCCCCGUCCCAAAAUCCCCACUGCACCUCUUCACAUUGGGGGUCACUCCAGGCAGGGAUGCCACUGAGAACAGGCACAGUUGGUGCAUUAGCUUUAUCUGUGCAAUAGCACUUCAUUCAAGCUUCAGUGAUUUAAAUUUUGCAAAAUAUACCAAAAUCGGCACUCAGCUCAUAACAUCUGUCCUCUAGCCAAUCUCCUGCCAAGAAAGCUAGCAAUCAAAUCAAGUAACCCAUCAAAAAAUCUUACAUGCACACGUACACGGAUUUUGUUGCUGUUGCAUGCCUUCACAUCUACUCAAACUUAUGGCAAUCUCCUUGUAGAGUUUUCUUGUCAGAAUUCAUUAAGAGAAGGUUUGCCAUUGCCUUUCUCUAAGGCUCUAACUUGACCAAGGUCAUACAGUUGCUAUUUGGAGAUUCAAACCUUGGGGCUCAUUCACACUGCCCAGUUAAAGCACUAUUAUUCUAAGCCAGAGCACUCCAGUAUCUCACUAGGCUACAAAUCCCACGUUUCCAUAGGAUUGAACCAAGAUAGUUAAAUAGAAUAAUAGUACUAUAAUCAUGUACUGUGAAUGGACCCCUGGUCUCACAAAAUCCUAGAUGACUGGUUCCCAGCCUCUUCUAUGCCCCACACCCCUAGGAAAUAUUUGUUUAAUGUUUGCACCCCUGGAAAACUAAUAUCACUUCUGAAGAUGAAGAAAUCUAAUUUCUAAUUUUUCAACCACAAAUUGAACUGCAUACAACAUUGUUGGGGAACAAACUGAGCCUUUAAAAAAUAAGCUUUUUACUCAGUGUAUAAAAAGAAAAUCCAGUUUGAGCAAUUUGAUUCAAAUUUAUUUAGAAAAAAAAUGUAAACAGUAAAUUCAGUCCCAACUGUGAACAUAAAAUUCAAUCUUUUCUUUGCUUCUGUGUCUCAUUAAUGUUUUUGUCAAAGUGUGGAACUUACUUUUUGACUGCAGUCUGCAGGUCUGCCUCUGGAUGGCUGAUGACACAAUCUACUUUUUGCUGCACCUUUUGAAAUUCCAUCUUGCACCCCUUGGGGAUGUGGGAACCCUAGGGUGGGAACCCCUGUCAUAGACCAACACUCAAACCAUUACACACCAUGCUGGUCUCCACACAUUGGUUUACUACUGGGAACAUAUCAAGUCUCUUUCUUUACCUGAGAUUUGACUGUUGCUUGCUGUUCCAGAGGUUGUGAUCUACAGACCACUGGCUGCCAGCUGUAAUGGAGCAAUUUGUGCUAAUGGAUCCACGGCAGAGGGCCUUGUAUCGGGAUGUCAUGCAGGAGAGCUACGAGACACUGAUGGCACUUGAAUUUCCACUGCCCAAGCCUGAUUUGCUGUCACGAUUAGAAAGAGGAAAUGAAGCAACAUUUGACCUACAAUCACCAGGAAGCCUCCCUCCAGUUACUCCAACAGUAAAUGAGGAUAUGGAGGAAGAGAAUCCUGUGCAAGAAGUUUCCAAAGAGGUAGAGUCUGCUGCUGAAACCUCCCAGACUCCCAUAGAUGAAGCCGUGAGUAGCAAAUCCCAGGCUGAGAGUUCCCUACUUUCUCCUCCUUUAUCACCUCCAUUGCCACCUUCAAACCCCAACAUUUGCCAUAGAUGUGGCAAAACCUUCAGCCACAAGUCUGCCUUGAUGAAACACCAGAAGAUCCACACAGGAGAGAAACCCUACGAGUGUGAAGAAUGUGGGAAGAGUUUCAUUCAGCGUUCAGACCUGACUAUCCAUCAGAGAACCCAUACAGGGGAACGGCCAUAUCAAUGCCUGGACUGUGGGAAAAGUUUCAGUGUCAGCUCCACCCUGCUGACCCACCAGCGGCUUCAUGCGCCGAGUGGUGAAAAACCCAACCGUUGCCCUGAGUGCGGUAAGUGCUUCAGUGAUCCAACAGCUCUGGAGCGGCAUCGCAAGAGUCAUGCUGGGGAGAAACCCCAUGAGUGUGUGGACUGUGGGAAAAGCUUUGCUUGGAGCUCCCACCUUGAGCGGCACCGACGGAUUCACACAGGGGAGAAACCGUACAAGUGCCAUGAGUGCGACCGGGCCUUUGCAUGGAGCUCGCACUUAGACCGCCACAUGCGGACUCACACAACAUCGGCUCUGCCUGAAGAAGCACCCCCCUCAAAGUGUGUGGACUGUGGCAAGCGAGUCAAUCACAUCACCCAACCUCAUCGGUUUAAACACAAGAGCACCCAGACCCCUCUGGGGCAUGAGGACAUGAUCAAGGAGAAUGAGACAGGGCAGCCCUAUCACCGGUGCACCCUGUGUUGGAAAGGCUUCAGCCUGCAUUCUAAACUACUCAAACACCAAUGUGUUCACAUGGGCGAGAAGCCAUACCAGUGCUCAGAAUGUGGUCGCCAAUUUAGCUGGUGCUCCACCCUCCUCAAGCACCAGCGCACUGCUCACAAUAAAGACAGGACUUACUCCUGCUCAGAAUGUGCCCUAGGUUUUGGAAAUCCUGCUUCCUUGGCCAAGCACAAGCUCACUCACACUGGUGGGAAGCCUGACCAGCAUUCUGAUGGUGACAAAAACUUUGAGUGGAGCGUCCACUUGGAGAGACAUAAGCAAAUCCAUGCUGGGGAGAAAUCCUGCACGUGUGGGAAUUGCAGCCAAGGGUUUGCUAUGAGGUCCCACUUGGGGCACCACCAACGGGUCCUCACUGGAGCUCGCCCCCACAGUUGUGGAGAGUGUGGCAAGAGCUUUACCUUAGGCACUACGCUGGCCACACACCGAUGCCUUCAUGACUCUGAGGCCAAGCCUCACCGAUGUCCUGAAUGUGGGAAAGGUUUUAGUGCCACAGCUGUGCUGGAGCGCCAUCGCCGACUGCAUCGUGGUGAGAAGCCCUAUCAGUGCGAUGUCUGUGGCAAGGGCUUUGCCUGGAGCUCACACUUUGACCGCCACCAGCUCUCACACACAGGAGAGAAGCCCUUCCCUUGUGCCUACUGUGGGAAAUGUUUUGGGCGUAGCUCCCACCGCAACCGGCACCAACGUGCCCAUGCCAUCCCCACUCAGGGCCAAGACCAGCGACAGAAUGAUAAAGAUCAAGACAGUGCUUUACUGCCAACCACAAAUGCCAACUGGUGGGAGGAAGGGGAAGGAGAAAGGAGGCCUGUGAUGGAGCAGCAAGAAGUCUGGCCAUCCACCUUGGAUGCAACCGGCCCUUUCCAGUGGACAGCCAAGUCUCCUGGUGAUGCAUGGAGGACCGUGGGGGAAAAUGCCCUUGGGCAGGAGCCUGAGGAUUUGACGGAUCCUGCCAAAAACUGGACCCAACCACCCUCUACAGUACCCCUUGCUACUCACUUUCCUUGACUGAAAGCUGGUGCCAAGCUCAUCCUCUUGUUAAAUGGCUCUCUUACGCUCUUUGGAAGUGCCAGACACCCCUCCAUUCUCUUGUGGUAAGAUGACAGGGGAACCUCUUCCUUUCUGCCAUCCACAGUUUCCUGAUCUAUAUCUGGGUAUUGCUGCUGCUGCAGCUGCUAAAAAGUAUGAAUACCCUGGGGCCAAAAAUUCUCACAAAAGGGAGAACUACUGUGGAUCAGGAGUGAGUUGUGUGUCAGCAUGGAUCUUAUUUUUAGGAGCUGAGGUGAGGGAGAAUUAAGCAGUAGAAGUUGCAUGGGUGAAGGAAGGAAGCAGAUUGCUGAUGGUUACAGGGUGCUUAUGCAUCACAAAUAUAUUUUAGAAAGAUUUUCUAGAUUACAGUUCCUAGCAUCUUCCAGGCAGCCUAGAGGUGAGGAAUUGUACCUUUGUAUAGCAAACAAUAGCAAGUACAUUUCUAUACCGCUUAUCAGUGCACUUAUGAACUCCCUAAGCGGUUUACAAUGUGUAAGCUUUUUGUCCAUGCAGGCUCAGGGAUUCUGUGAAUAGUAAAACCACCAUCACAAGGGACUUUCUCCAAGCUUUGGGAGGGAAUAAAUUAAUUACAAAAUCAUUACCUGUCUAACACUGUAAAAUGUUUUACCAUUUAAUCCAUAAAGAGAUUCUUCUGAUGGCUUCCAUUCCCCACAACAGAAGUCCAAUCUGCACUGCAGAAAUAAUGCACAGUGCAAUGGAAUUCUGGGAUUUGUGGUUUUGUGAGAAUUUUAGUUUCUUUGUCAAGAGAGUUUUAGUGCCAUAACAGACUACAAACCCCAGAAUCCCAUAGCAUGGAGUCAUGGCAGUUAAAGCAGUGUCAAUUUGCAUUAUUUCUGAAGUGCAGAUUAGACCAGUAAAGUAGACUGAUAUCAUUUCCAUUAUACAGAAGUGAGGCUCUAGAGCCCAAGAUGUACUUCCCAUUCCUUGAGCCACAGGAGCAUGUGCAUGGAGGAGUAGUCCAUAAAUAGUGGGAAGAGGGAAAACAAAGAAAAAAGAAGGCCACAAGCAACCCUGCAGGGAAGACAACCCACACAUUCAUUUGCCCUGGAUUGACCCAAUUUCUUGCAUCUCCAUGUGACACAGACAGAAACAGCAACCGUGCAGUAAACUAGUCAGUCCCAGAAUCAGCAACAACUGUUUUGUUUUGUGUCUGAUGUUCUCAGACAUGGGACAACUCCUGCAAACAGAUAAGCUUCCACAUUUUGUGUGAGUCAGUGAUGAUAACCCAGAAUUCUCUAUAUGUGUAUGUUCUGCAUGACAAUGAUGCUGGAUCUGGAACAAAAGCAUUUCUUGGUGUUUUUUUAAGAGCACAUUUCCAGCCUCCUUGGUGUCAGAGAAAUCUUUCAGAAUUCCAGUGAACAGGGAAUAGGUUCAUGAUGAACAACCACUUUUUAUAACUAGGAUUGUAUGUAUAUUCUCUGGACCACUGUUUAUAGCCAGGACAAAUGCUUGUAUUCUACCUGGAAAGUAUUCAGUUUGGAUGUAGAAUUCCACAUCCUUGAAAAUUCAUAUUUAAUGUUGAAAAUGAAGAAGCAAAUAUUCUAAUCCUUAUAGCAUGGGGUAGGACAGAGGUUCUGUCAGAGUUUUGGUCCUUAGGAAGUGAGGCUUAAGAGUUUGACAUCCCUUUAUCCUGCAGCUGCCAGGAGCAACACAUGUUGUAGGAACAAGAACUGUCAAGGUGAUGACAUGAGCUAUUAUCCCACACAAGAGGGAAAUGCCUUUUCUAAUGUUGCUUGCCAUUGUCAGCUUUUAUAAGUAUUUGAUGUUUAUUCCAUCUAUUUUUUUAUCUGCUGACUGAUAAGUCAGUACCUAUGCAGUCAAAUCAAACCACCAACUGAGUCAUCCCACCAAUUAAAAUCAGUUGCAAUCCUUGCCUACAUAAUUCCUGGCAAGAAAAUGGGUGAACUGUAACAUAUUUUGUAAUAGCUCUAGAUUUUGUUUCUUCUAUUUGUUUUCUAAGCCCAGAGUACAACCACAGAGUUGGAGGUGACCCCAACGACCAUUCAGUCUAAACCCCUGCUGUUCAGGAACACAAAGUACUCCCAACAGAUGGCCAUCCAGCCUCUGUUUAAAAACCUCCAAGGAGGGAGACUCCACCACUCCAAGGGAGCAUGGUCCACCGUUGAACAGCUCUA
Molecule: messenger RNA, 6084 nt
Organism: Sceloporus undulatus (fence lizard)
Lineage: Eukaryota; Metazoa; Chordata; Lepidosauria; Squamata; Phrynosomatidae
Product: zinc finger protein 345-like
Exons: 3
Coding region: 1829-3907 (692 amino acids)
Biological process (GO): regulation of transcription by RNA polymerase II
Cellular component (GO): nucleus
Molecular function (GO): DNA-binding transcription factor activity, RNA polymerase II-specific; RNA polymerase II transcription regulatory region sequence-specific DNA binding
Source: RefSeq, a predicted model, not a curated record